Molecule: messenger RNA, 2360 nt
Organism: Etheostoma spectabile (orangethroat darter)
Lineage: Eukaryota; Metazoa; Chordata; Actinopteri; Perciformes; Percidae
Gene: b3gat3
Product: beta-1,3-glucuronyltransferase 3 (glucuronosyltransferase I)
Exons: 8
Coding region: 198-1199 (333 amino acids)
Biological process (GO): carbohydrate metabolic process; chondroitin sulfate proteoglycan biosynthetic process
Cellular component (GO): Golgi membrane
Molecular function (GO): galactosylgalactosylxylosylprotein 3-beta-glucuronosyltransferase activity
Source: RefSeq, a predicted model, not a curated record
GAAGUUGUUGGUACAUUGCAUUGCUGCUGCAAAAAAUCAAAAUGCCCUAGCUGAGCUGUUAGCUAGCCGAAUGAAUGGUUGCUGUGAUGCCCUGAGGGGUCUCUGCUAACAUCAAGAUGACAUAAAAGGGGAAGGUCGUAACUCGACUCUACCGCUUCUGUCUUUAACAAUUUCCAGCCUUUGCUGGUUAGGAUACCAUGGCAACGAGGAUGAAGCUGAAGCUGAAGACUGUGUUUGUGCUCUACUUCAUGGUCUCCCUCCUGGGCCUCGUCUAUGCACUGAUGCAGCUUGGUCAGCGCUGCGACUGCUCAGAGCAUGACUUGCCUAAAGACCGUACCAUAUCUCGGCUGCGGGGGGAGCUGCACCGUCUUCAGGAGCAGAUGAGGAAGUCAGAUGCGACCAAGCAACCACAGAAACAACCAGCCAGGCCCACCAUCUUUGUCAUCACCCCAACAUACGCAAGGCUGGUGCAGAAGGCUGAGCUGACUCGUCUGUCCCAGACCUUCCUCCAUGUUCCACAGCUCCACUGGAUUGUGGUGGAGGACUCGCCGCACAAAACGCCACUAGUAACUGACCUCCUGGUGAAGAGUGGCCUGACCUACACACACCUGCACAUGCCCACCGCCAAGGACCGCAAACUGCAGGAGGGUGACCCCAGCUGGCUGAAACCCCGUGGAGUUGAGCAGAGGAACGAGGGUCUACGGUGGCUCAGAGAGGACGGAAGGGCUCAGCCAGGAGGAGACAGCCAGCAGGGAGCGGUUUAUUUUGCUGAUGACGAUAACACGUACAGCCUGCAGAUAUUUGAAGAGAUGAGGAGUACCCAGCGAGUGUCGGUGUGGCCGGUGGGACUGGUUGGAGGGAUGAAAUAUGAGAGGCCCGUGGUUGAAGGAGGAAAGGUGGUUCGCUUCCAUACCGGCUGGCGUCCCAGUCGCCCCUUCCCGAUGGACAUGGCCGGCUUCGCUGUAUCCCUCAAACUUGUCCUGGCCAAUCCAGAGGCUUGUUUUGACGGAGAAGCACCAAUGGGCUUCCUGGAGAGCAGCUUCCUUCAGGGAUUGGUUACCAUGGACGAACUGGAGCCUAAAGCGGACAACUGCUCUAAAGUGCUGGUGUGGCACACACGGACAGAGAAACCCAAGAUGAAGAGGGAGGAGGCUCUGCAGGCUCAGGGACUGGGUUCAGACCGUGCAGUGGAGGUCUGAGGAACACACACACGUUGUGUACACGUUUGAUACAAAUGUAUCUGGUCUAUUUUUUGUGUCAGGUAGUAAAUAUACGUGUGUGUAUAUAUUGAGUGCGUGUUGUACGUUCGUGUGUGUAUCAGGGUGUUCUCAGUGUGUUGGGUGUGUUUGGCCAGCAGUAAAGUGGAAGUGGAGUCUGGAGUUUAAACAAUUGCCUGACGGGGGCGCCAGUGUUAAAUUUUGUAAAGCCAUGCGGUUACACCAACAGUAGGAUAUCCUUAACGCUGGAGGAAGGAUGCAUCUUAUUACAGACGUCCACAGUUGCAUCAUUUGUAGCAAUCCACAUGCUCAGUUUAAAUCCUGUGAGCAUUCCUAAUGGCACUCAGAUGUUGUUAUUGCUCCAGCCUCCUGUCUCUGUUUCCUUUGCUGCUUGGAUCUGAUCUGUAACCAGCUUCAUCAGGGCAGCCGCUAACAUCUUGAUACAGAUGCAAUGGAGCACUUUACUCAUGCAUGGAUUCUAUUUUUGCGUGAUUAGUGUCUGUGAGUCCAUAUUCAGCCAUAUAGAUGUUUUUUAGUUUUUUUAUUCAGUCACCAUCAUAGGCAUGAUAAUAAUAUUUAAACAACCUGUCAAAUUAAAAUUUCUGCAAUUCGUGUCAGUGUAAUAGUAUUGUGGAGCGAAGAUUUUUAUUUUUUAAAGUGGAGAAUUUAUUCACAAAACUCACAAACUUAAUUAAGAAAAAUGCUCAAUAUUGGUUGCCUUGUAUUUAUUAUGCUCUCAUGCACAAACAAGUGGUGCAACUUGGCAACACUGGGCUGCAACAGAGACCACAACAAAUACAGAGAAGCAAUAGUUCCACCCCCGGAGUAGCUUUAGUGUUAAAGCUCAGAGUGCAAAAGGCUGGUUUUCAAAAGUAUCAUAUCAGCUAGUUCUAGUCAGCAUUUUAAUGUGUAUUUUUAGUGAUGCUUUUUAAAAACAUAAGGCUUAGGGAAUCCAUGUAAAAGCCCUGAAUAAGGGAACAACACUACUUAAACUCAUAGACAUUCCUUAUGCAAUAAGCAAAUAGAAAACCCUGUUACAUUUCCAUACUCUGAUGACAAGGAAAAGACUUGAAUUUGCCUUUAAAAGGCAGAGAAGCCCUGGUACUUUACAGUAGCAGUGUUUCAACAGUAUACUUGGAAGAA